AUGCUGAUAAAUCAAAAAUAUUCAUCACAGGAUCAAGACAGAUUGCUGCAUAAAUUCUAUCAUCUUAUAAUCCACUUAACAUAGCUGUUUAACCUCCAUAAGAAUGGCCACACAUUAAUACUUUACCAUUUAAUUAUAACUAUGUAUUUUAUACUUUAUUAUUAAAAAUUUGUGCAAAUUUUUAAGUGUCGAAGGCAAAAUCCAAAAUUUGUUAUACUUACUCUUUCCUACGAAUUGUAGCUUGGUACAUAGUAUUUACAAAAUCAGCUUCUUAAGGAGGUACAGAUACUUUUUCAAGAUAUUCUUCAUCUUUAUGCUACAGCGAAAUUACAAUACAGCCUUUAGAAGCUAGUUCUUUGCAAAAAGUAGCUUAGUAAUUUCUAUUUGAACUUAAACCAUGUGAGUAAAUGA
This is a messenger RNA of Tetrahymena thermophila SB210, 411 nucleotides long. Its product is annotated as transmembrane protein, putative. The transcript has a single exon. NCBI's taxonomy places the organism in Eukaryota, Ciliophora, Oligohymenophorea, Hymenostomatida, Tetrahymenidae. The record is from RefSeq and is a predicted model, not a curated record.